AUGGUAUUGAUGGAUAACAAGGGUGAUAAAAUUCCAGCAACAGUGCGGAAAACUCUUAUUUCUCGAUUUCAGACUAAUAUUCAUGAUGGAGAUGUGUACAACUUUCGUUCUCUUGGUGUUGCUAUAAAGAUUGAAUGUGCACUUUUUGGAUCCUAUGUUGAUGAACUGAAUGCAUAUUUGCAAUCCGGUUAUAAUCAAAAUGUUGUUGUACUUGCUCAGUUUCUAAAAGUGAAGAUGUUUAAUGGUAAAAGCCAACUACAAAAUAACAUGACCAAUUUGAAAUACUAUGAAGAGAGGGCAAUACUUGCUCCGACCCAUGAUACUGUAGAUAUCGUUAAUGAUUAUGUUUUAUCAUUAAUUCCAGGCGAGGAAAAGGAAUAUAAUAGUUCAGACUCAAUUGUCCUUUCUGGUGAAAAUUAUAUUGUGCAUGGAGAUUGGUUCACACCUGAAUCUUUGAAUGAUAUGAAAUGUUCAGGAAUUUCAAAUCACCGAUUAAGAUUAAAGAUUGGUGUUCCAGUCAUGAUUUUGAGGAACAUUGAUCAAGCUAAUAGACUACGUAAUGGAACAAGAUUGCUCAUAAAUGAACUGUGUAUAAAUAUUAUUGGAGCAACUGUGAUCACGAAAAAACAUCGGUGA
This is a messenger RNA of Cicer arietinum (chickpea), 636 nucleotides long. RefSeq lists its product as uncharacterized. Lineage: Eukaryota; Viridiplantae; Streptophyta; Magnoliopsida; Fabales; Fabaceae. The record is from RefSeq and is a predicted model, not a curated record.